Rotaria sp. Silwood1 is the source of this 366-nucleotide messenger RNA. Lineage: Eukaryota; Metazoa; Rotifera; Eurotatoria; Philodinida; Philodinidae. The record is from the annotation of a GenBank genome assembly.
AUGAUACGUCGAUGUACAUCAAUUGGCCUUAUUGCCAUCCUAUUUUUAGCUACAGUCACAGCUGAUCCAAGCAUAACAACAACAACAGCUAUAUCAACAGAUACAACAGCAUCAACAAUGACUGCAUCGACCACAGCUACAAGUACAACCGCAUCGUCAACAAAUACAGCAACUACAACUACAAGCCCAUCAGACUUAACAUCAGAAAUAACGACUACAAGUACAAGCACAAGUCCAAGUCGUAAAUUUGAUGGUCUUUCAUUUAUGGGUGGUAUAAUUCUUACAGUUGGUCUUGGUGCAAUCGCAUUUCUAGUCUUACGUUAUUUACGCCGUAAUAAUCGAUUACCAUAUAGUGAUUUACGCUAA